UGUGUUUUGGAUCAGAUGCAUUGCAUUUUCGUGGGAACCUUUCGUUAAAAAAUAUUACUGAAUAGAGAAUAAUUUUUUGGACAGUUGACUUUAUUUUAAUGAUAGCAUAAAGUGCUUCAUGAGGGUGGUUGCCGCUUUAACCCGAAGAAGUCGACAAAACAAAACUAUCAAAACAAAAUGAACUUGACCAACAAGGAGCAUGGCGGCUGGCUAACAAGGGAUGCUAUCAUCGCAAAGUAAUUGUGAUGAAUGUGUUUGACUUCACCCUCAUCUGUGCAUUUAUUCAACUGGGUUAUCAAAACCCACUGAGUUCUUGGACUCUCAAGCCAAACGUUCUGGUUGUGAAGGUAAAUGGUAUGUUGGGCCAACAAGCCCUCAAGUGCUUGCACUCAGCAGAGGAAGUAAUGAGAGGCGAUGACAAGGAUAUAUUGUGGAAGAAGAACGGCGCAGAGGAAGCACAGAGGGGUAAUUCAUACCUGGUGCAGCUGGAAGAGAGUUUAGGAGGAGGCAACUACAGCUGCUACAGCAAGGACGGGUCUCUCCUCAAUCACACUCUCGUCCUGAUUCAAGAGGGCAACACAAAUAAAAGAAAGAUUCUGGUGAAAAGUGACCUAGGGGAUUAUUUAAAGUGCUCAACCAAAAAUUUCGAGGGGGCGUUCAACUGUUCUUGGACCUGGGACAGGUCUCGUGUUGGAAAAGUGGAACUUAUCGGAGUUGAACGAGAAAGGAACUGCUCAGUGGACACCAGUGGUCAUCACUCGACAUGCAAUUUCAGUUGCUCAGAGGACGGCACUGGACACGGGAUCUCCUGUGUGGACGAGCAGUACUGCGCCUAUGCUGAGGAGAAGAGUCGCAUCCACGUCACGGUAUACGUGAGGACGGAUGAUUUCCUGGUGGAGAGCUACUUCAAACACUUCUUUCUGUCCGAAAUAGUGAAACCUGACAAAGUGAAAAUACGUAGAGUCAACACUUCGAUGAUCGAAUGGACUUACCCAAGCUCCUGGAGCAGCCCCUACUCUUACUUCCCCCUGACGUUCCAAGUUUUAGAGCGCCGACGUGGGUGCAAAACUUGUGACAAACCCUGCAAUGAGUCAGCCAAUGCAAAGACCAUAACGGUGCACUCCUUGAGCACUUGUCAGUUUGAGGUCAAGCACAAGUCUGGGACUGUCUGUGUCCGAGCCAAGGAUGCUCUCUGCAACUCACAAUGGAGUGAAUGGAGCCACCUAAGAAUGAGGAAGAAGAAGAAAAACAUAAACAAACAGCGUACCAGCCAUCAAAGCAGAGAAUGUGUGUAGUACAUAAAAGUACACUGGACCUCCCUAUUAUAUUUCUCACUUCUAUUGUAUUUAUUACAUAUCCUAUAUAUUUAUUGAUGUGUGUCAUCUUGACAAAUGUGUUUCUUGUAAUAAAUUAUUAAUGCACCUUUUA
Messenger RNA from Nerophis ophidion (straightnose pipefish), 1428 nucleotides. It is a transcript of the gene il12ba, whose product is annotated as interleukin 12Ba. The coding region runs from base 246 to 1295 and encodes 349 amino acids. Gene Ontology annotation, molecular function: protein binding. Lineage: Eukaryota; Metazoa; Chordata; Actinopteri; Syngnathiformes; Syngnathidae. The transcript has 8 exons. The record is from RefSeq and is a predicted model, not a curated record.